This is a messenger RNA of Planococcus citri (citrus mealybug), 2773 nucleotides long. RefSeq lists its product as uncharacterized. Lineage: Eukaryota; Metazoa; Arthropoda; Insecta; Hemiptera; Pseudococcidae. Gene Ontology annotation, molecular function: oxidoreductase activity; copper ion binding. The transcript has 11 exons. The record is from RefSeq and is a predicted model, not a curated record. Bases 362 to 2584 code for a protein of 740 amino acids.
ACUACUGGUAAUAUUGUAUUUACGUAUGUCGCUGGUCGCUCGUCGCUCAUCGCGCGCACUUCUGCAUCGUCUCGAGUGUAAUUAUUUUGUCGUAUAAGCAUCGCACAAGUGCCUGUCUCUUGUUUAUAUGCUCGAGUUAUUCGUCGUUUCGCGAUUUGCGAUAUCGUCUUGUGCGUCGUCGUAGUCGUCGUCGCGUCCGCCUCAACUUGUUGCGGUCGUGCACUGGUAGUUACAAAUGUGACGAGUGGUCGCGUUUUUAUGUUGCACCGAUCGGCGAUCGCGAUUCGCCGACACUUGGACGUGUAAUGAAUACGAUAAGUGACGUGCAUGCCGGCACAAAACACAUUAAUAAUAGUUAACCAUGGAUUUGUUGGCUGCGCCCAAGGCGACUACGUUUGUGCUCGCGCCCGCAUCUGCGUAUUUUCUACUUUACGGCCUAUUUUCUCGUUUAUUUCUGUUAAUUACGGUCACAUCGGGACAGAAUUAUGCGGAAUCAGCGACGGUGACGGCUUCAUUUGCGCCGCAUUUACAACCAUUGGGUGGAGACGAAUGCGCCAGGCAAUGCGAAGAACACGAACCGUCUUUAGUUUGCUAUUUCAGAUUCGAAAUCGAAUUAUAUUACACGAUGAGCAAAGCGUGUUACAACUGCCCCUACAACCAAACUGAUUGCUUCAGACCUGAUUGCGUGCCUGCCGACGGAGUCUCUAGGGUUAUUACAGUGAUCAACCGAAAGUUACCAGGACCCAGUAUACAGGUUUGCUUAGGGGAUUCCCUCGUAGUGGACGUGGUCAACUCGAUGGUGGAAGAAUCCACUUCGAUUCAUUGGCACGGACAUCAUCAGAAGUAUACACCGUACAUGGACGGCGUACCAUUCAUAACUCAAUGUCCUAUCGCUUCGGGCACAACUUUCAGGUACUUGGUGACUGCGUCGCACGUUGGAACCCAUUUUUGGCACUCUCAUACAGGUACUCAAAGAGCGGACGGAGCAUUCGGCGCGAUGAUCAUACGACAACCUGUCUCCCAGGAAACUCACGCUGCUUUAUACGAUUACGAUCUUCAAGAGCAUGUAAUUCAGCUAAUCGAUUGGUUACACGAAUCUAGCGCGGCUAAAUUUCAAUCACACUAUCACAGCAAUGGAACCAAUAAACCUGACACCUUACUCGUAAAUGGCAAGGGGCAAUUCAGAGCGUUUCCUUUUGAAAAACAAAUUUUCUACACUCCUUUGGCCAAAUUCGACGUACAACAGGGUAAACGUUACAGAUUUAGAGUGAUCAAUGCCGGCUUCCUGUAUUGCCCUAUUCAAAUCUCAAUCGAUAAUCACACGAUGACGAUCAUAAGCGCCGAUGGAUCAGACAUAAAACCAGUUUACGCCGAGUCGCUGACAAUUUACGCCGGUGAGAGAUGGGACUUCGUGCUGAACGCUACCAACGAUGUGGCUAAUUAUUGGAUGAAAUUUCGUGGAUUGAAGGAUUGCGGUGAAAAAUACAAUAAAGCGUAUUCGUUGGCCAUUUUACACUAUUCUGGCGCCUCGCUCAACGAUUCCUCCACUUCCGCUUCCUCGGUUAAAUACGAGGACACGUUACUCGAAGGAAUGCACUUGAAUGCAGUUAAUGUUGGAGCCGAAGAAGAGAAUUUCAUGACUGCAGCCGAAAUGCAGGCUGCUGUCGAGCCGUCAGCAUCCGAUCAAGUUCUUAAACCAACGGCCGAUGUAUCUUUGAUUAUGUCGUUUGAUUUUUACGCCGUUAACAACAGCAUGUUUCACAAAAGCGAUAUGUACGGAUUCAAUCAAGUCGAGAAGAAAUUACGCACCUAUACGCCGCAAAUUAAUCACAUAUCGAUGAAAAUGCCAUCGUUUCCGCUGCUAUCUCAACCAGAGUCGAUCGGAAAGAAUACGUUUUGUAACGAGAGCACGGUGCAAAAUUGCAAUACAACAUUUUGCAGUUGCGUUUACAAAAUAGAUUUACCCCUUCACGUGGUCGUUGAACUGAUGCUGAUCGACGAAGCUCAUACUUACGAUUCAAAUCAUCCUUUCCAUUUGCACGGUCACUCGUUUAGAGUACUAUCUAUUGAUAGGCUAAAUAACGAAACGACCGUUGAAGACGUUAAAGCGAUGGAUCGAGCUGGCCGAAUAAAUCGUAAUCUACGCGAUCCUCCGUUAAAAGAUACUGUUACAGUGCCAGCUGGAGGAUUUACCAUUCUGCGAUUUUACACUCAUAAUCCAGGAUACUGGCUACUUCACUGCCAUUUGGACUUUCACGUCGAAGUUGGAAUGGCAGUAGUCCUAAAAGUAGGAGAAGAAAAAGAUUUUCCUUCUGUACCGCGUAAUUUCCCUCGAUGCGGAGAUUACUACCACCAACUCAACACUCCAGAUCAGCAAACAACACGCACUACUCGCAAUGUUAGUCAUGUUGAAAACAGCACAACGACGAAUACGAGUAUCAUUCAACGAGUAUGGAACACUUUCGCGUUCAAUUCCGCGAAUCGCGCCAGUCUACCAUAUAUCAAAGUUACCAAUAAUAUGUUUAUAUCUGUUCCCGUACAACUUAUAUUGUUCGUGGUUAUGGUCGCAUUUGUAUCCGCGUAAGAAAAUGGGUUAAGGAAGCAGGGAACUUUCACAGGAAUUCAGUGGUGGCUGCAGGGAGUUGAUGUUUUACAACAGGCCCCCGAGAGAUGAGACUUUUUGAUGAAACUUUUCGAUGCGAAUCGACUGAUUGAUUUGUUUGUGUAUUCUUUUUUUUAUUUUUCAGACACAAAAUACACGUACGUCUGUUUU